AUGGGCACCUUUGGCUACCGCGAUGGCAUCGCCGUCUUACAAAUAAUCGUCUUCCCAGUAGUCUUCGUUACUUCACUCUUCAUCUGGAGACGGGUUGGCUGGCGAGUAGGCGGAAAGAGUUGGCGAUUCGUCGCCACAUUCUCCCUGCUACGCAUCGCAGGCAGUAUAUGUACUUUUCUGAGGAUCAGCAAUGACUCGGAGAAGAUCUUUAUCGCAGAAGCCGUGUGCGAGUUGAUUGGGAUUGCGCCUUUGUUGCUGACAUAUAUUGGAAUACUUGGGCAAAUACCAACAACAAAUGUUUAUCUACUUAGCGAUUCGCAUCAAAGUAUAAACCCCCGACACCUCCGCCUAGUCACGCUUCUUGGUUUCCUCGGCCUCAUCCUCGGCAUUGUAGGCGUCAGCAUCAUGGACACCAACACCACCUUCCACGCCAACAGCGAAAUGAAAGCCGCCAUGGGCAUAUUUCUGGCUGUAUUCACCAUCAUGACCUUUCUGACGGGUUGGCUGGUGCUACAGCUUUGGUUCACACUUUGCGCGUGGCAAAAGAAGCUGUUUCGCGCUAUUGUUCUUUCCUGGCCGUUUCUUUUGGUCAGGCUGGUCUAUUCCGCCAUGGGCGAUUAUGGUUCUGAUGCGCGGUUUGUUAUUGGUGGUAGCAAUACUAUUUACUUGUGUAUGGAUGUGCUGGAGGAGAUUUUUGCUAUGGCGCUCUGUGUGGGCUUUGGGUUGUCGGCUAUGCGUGAGAAAGAGCGCGAAGAGGUUGCUGUGUCUGACACAUGGACGACGGUCGGUCCGAAGAUUGGUCAGUUCAAUGUUGAAUCCUAG
This is a messenger RNA of Talaromyces rugulosus, 822 nucleotides long. RefSeq lists its product as uncharacterized. The record is from RefSeq and is a predicted model, not a curated record. NCBI's taxonomy places the organism in Eukaryota, Fungi, Ascomycota, Eurotiomycetes, Eurotiales, Trichocomaceae. The transcript has 3 exons. Bases 1 to 822 code for a protein of 273 amino acids.